UACUAUAUAUAUUAGCUACGAGGACUUACAAUCUUUGAAUUUUGAAGUUGCAUAAAAAUCAUGUCCAAACUUUGUUCCCCUUUAUUCCUCCUCGUUCUCCUUUCAAUCCUUACGUAUGGAAACUGUAUUGAAUUUUCCAGAAAAUUAUCGAAGAAAGCAAUGGGUUUAAAGAGAGAGAAACUUAGCCACCUUCACUUCUUCUUCCAUGACAUAGUGAGUGGAAAAAACCCAACGGCGGUGAAAAUAGCAGAAGCCGCCGUGACCAACCUGUCAGCCACUGGAUUUGGUUUAAUGGCAAUGAUUGACGACCCUUUAACAGUUGGACCAGAAGCAAACUCGAAAAUAGUUGGAAGAGCACAAGGGAUGUAUGCACAAGCUUCAAUCAAUGAUAUUGGUUUAUUGAUGGUACUUAACUUUGUUUUUGUUGAAGGAAAGUAUAAUGGGAGUAGCUUAAGUGUUUUGGGACGGAAUUCGGUGAUGUCGAUUGUUCGGGAGAUGCCUAUUGUUGGGGGAAGUGGGCUUUUCAGAUUUGGUCGUGGUUAUGUUCAGGCGAAGACUCAUACUUUCGAUUUCAAGACUGGUGAUGCUGUUGUCGAAUACAAUGUCUAUGUCUUCCAUUAUUGAUUUUUUGCUUUUUUUCUAUUAGGUGAUUGUACUUUUGUUAUUUGGGUCGGCGUGCGUCUUUUUUCAUGGAAUAUUGAAAAGAAAUGUAAUUUUAUUUGGCAUAUUUGAAUUUUGGCAUGUGCAUGGACCACUUUGAAAGUAGGAAAAUGUAGGUCCUAUGUUACUUUAUUUCCUUUUGAAUAGUUGAAUAGUUUUUCUUAU
Messenger RNA from Solanum stenotomum, 825 nucleotides. Its product is annotated as dirigent protein 21. The record is from RefSeq and is a predicted model, not a curated record. NCBI's taxonomy places the organism in Eukaryota, Viridiplantae, Streptophyta, Magnoliopsida, Solanales, Solanaceae. The coding region runs from base 61 to 624 and encodes 187 amino acids. The transcript has a single exon.